AUGGAAGGGUUUUUUCUCGACACUGUUUUGGUUGUUUUCGUUGGACUGUUUCUCUUACUCGGCUUAAAAUUGGUGUUAAAUUUCAUUUUGGAUACACUGUCAUCACAUCCAGAAACUUCACCAGCACCUAGAAAAAUCGAACCAGAAAUAAAGCCAGCAUCAGGCUUCUUACCUGGUGUAAACCAUUCACAGGACAACCUGGACAACAUAACAAGUGAACCGCAGGCUAAUUCGAUGACAACUGAAUCCAAACGGAUAAAACUUUUGCAAGAGCUGCUAGAAAAUAGCGAAAACAAGCUCCUACAACUGGAAGCCGCAUUCGACGUUGAGAAAUCCGCGUUAAUGCAAGAGGUUCACACGUGUAAAUCAACCCUUCUGUCUGCCGCCCAGAAACACGCAACCGAUAAUCAGAAAUUAAAAGAGACAUUCACCAGAGAGAUUAUCGAAUUGAAAAGUUUUAAUGAACGUGUUCAAGCGGCGUUGAAAUUGUCAAACAACAGAGAAGAAAAACUCGAAAACAUGUUGCGCAAAGCCACACAGGACGCCGAAACAUUAAGAACAGAGAUCUUGCACGCCGAUGAAAAGUUUCGCAAAUUACUUGAAUCCAUUGCUGAAGAAGAAAAGCGUGAGCUCAAGCAGUUGAACGAGACUUCGUCCAAAGAGAUAACCGAGCUAAAAUCUUCGAUAGGAAAAGCCACACAGGACUCCGAAGCAUUAAGAACAGAGAUCUUGCAUGCCGAUCAAAUGUCUCGCAAAUUACUUGAAUCCGUGGCUGAAGAAACACAGUUUGAGCUCCAGCAGUUGAAAGAGACUACCUCCAGAGAGAUAACAGAGCUAAAAUCCACGAUGGAAGAUGAUCAAGUAGCAUUAACAUUGGCAUACAAGAAACAACAAGAGCUGGAAAACAUGUUAGAAAAAGCCACACAGGACGCAGAAGCAUUAAGGACAGAAAUGUCCGAUACGCUUGCCAACGAAAAGGCUCUCUAUGAAGAACGAGAAAAGCAACUGAAGUUGGUUGCCGAAGUAGCCCAGCGUCAGCUCUUGGAAAUAAGGCAAAGCACCGACAAAGAGACUAUGGAGCUAACAGCUACGAAGCAAGCUAACGAAGCGGCGUUGAUAUCGGCAGAGCAAAAAUUGAAGGAAAUGGAGGAGUUGUCGUUGAAACGCAACCAAGAGGCUGAAACUUUGGCAAACGAACAAGCCGCAGCUUUGACUGAAGCAAAGUAUGAGCUCAAGCAAUUGAAAGCGACUUCAUCCAAAGAGAUAACGGAGCUAAAAUCUUCGAUGGAAGAUGAUCAAGCAGCAUUAAAAUUGGCAUCCAUAAAACAGCAAGAACUGGAAAGCAUGUUGGGAAAAGCCACACAAGACGCAGAAGCAUUAAGGACAGAAAUGUCCGAUGCGCUUGCCAACCAAAAGGCUCUUUAUGAAGAACAAGAAAAGCAACUGAAGUUACUUGCCGAAGAAGCCCAGCGUCAACUCUUGGAAAUAAGGCAAAGCACAGACAAAGAGAUUAUGGAGCUAACAGCUACGAAGCAAGCUAAUGAAGCGGCGUUGAUAUCGGCAGAGAAAAAAUUGAAGGAAAUGGAAGAGUUGUCAUUGAAACGCAAUCCAGAGGCUGAAUCCAUGGCAAACGAACAGGCCGCAGCUCUGACUGAAGCAAAGUAUGAGCUUAAGCAAUUGAAAGAAACUUCUUCCAAAGAGAUAAUGGAGCUAAAAUCUUCGAUGGAAGAUGGUCAAGCAGCAUUAAAAUUGGCAUACAAGAAACAGCAAGAGCUGGAAGACGUGUUAGGAAAAGCCACACAGGACGCAGAAGCAUUAAGGACAGAAAUGUCCGAUGCGCUUGCCAACCAAAAGGCUCUUUAUGAAGAAGGAGAAAAGCAAUUGAAGUUGGAUGCCGAAGAAGCACAACGUCAGCUUAUGGAAAUAAGACAAAGCACAGACAAAGAGAUUAUGGAGCUAACAGCUACGAAGCACGCUAAUGAAGCGGCGUUGAUAUUGGCGGAGCAAAAAUUAAAGGAAAUGGAGGAGUUGUCGUUGAAACGCAACCAAGAGGCUGAAUUCCUUUCAAACGAACAGGUUGCAGCUCUGACUGAAGCAGUCAGUGCAUUGCAAGUAGCAGUUAAGCACGCCAAGGACGAAGCUUCAGGUCCUGACACCUUUGUAGGGAAGGAGGAACCCGUAGGAAAGAACGAAACUUUAGAGGAGUGGUUAUUAAAACAUGGUUUUUUAACCAGAAUCCCUCCAAAAACUUGGAGAGAGCUGUUGGAGCAUACAGGGUCCUUGAUGGCCGAAAAAGCCAAUAACCUGAAGUCCAAAGCAAAAAUGCUCUUCCAUGAUAACCCAGCCCAAACAGAAUAA
Molecule: messenger RNA, 2358 nt
Organism: Daphnia carinata
Lineage: Eukaryota; Metazoa; Arthropoda; Branchiopoda; Diplostraca; Daphniidae
Product: CAP-Gly domain-containing linker protein 1-like
Exons: 1
Coding region: 1-2358 (785 amino acids)
Source: RefSeq, a predicted model, not a curated record